Molecule: messenger RNA, 573 nt
Organism: Ziziphus jujuba (common jujube)
Lineage: Eukaryota; Viridiplantae; Streptophyta; Magnoliopsida; Rosales; Rhamnaceae
Product: putative disease resistance protein RGA4
Exons: 3
Coding region: 1-573 (190 amino acids)
Source: RefSeq, a predicted model, not a curated record
AUGGAGAACCUAUCUAGCAUCCUCUCAACCAUUUGCGCUGUGCUUCAACAUGCUGAGGAGAGGCAGACACGGGACAGGGCAAUCAAGAAUUGGCUGCAAAAAAUUAAAGAUGUUGCAGAUGAGUUAGAUGACAUUAUGUAUGAGUGUUCAAUGGAGGCAUCCCAACUGGAGUACAAAGGGCAGAGGUUUGGAUCAACCCAAAAGGUAACAGCUUCAUUUUUAUCCUGCUUGAACCCCAAAAACUUGCUGUCACGCUAUAGAAUUGUGAAAAAGAUGAAAGAUGUUUCAGAUAAACUGGAUAAAAUUUCAAAAGAGCGUACAAAUUUUCACUUGCGUGAGGUUGUUGAAGAUCGAAGACAUGUCCAAAUAGUGGAGUUCUCGGUAGAUAAUUCAAGAAAUUCCAAUGAUCUCUUAAUCUAUCCUACUGUGGAGGACUUUGAUGUGAAGAGAUUGAUAAAAGCUAUAAUAGAAUCUACCACUGAAAAAAGUUUGCGAAGCUUUGGACAUGGAUCCUCUAAAGAGACGCCUCCAAAACAUUUUGGAAAGGAAGAAGUUUUUCCUUGCUUUGGAUGA